Molecule: messenger RNA, 1809 nt
Organism: Paramacrobiotus metropolitanus
Lineage: Eukaryota; Metazoa; Tardigrada; Eutardigrada; Parachela; Macrobiotidae
Exons: 7
Coding region: 310-1500 (396 amino acids)
Source: RefSeq, a predicted model, not a curated record
ACUAUUUACAUAGUACAAUUUUGUCGCUCUCGUCUCACCAUGUGCAUCCGAUCACAGAGAAUUUAGAAUUUCCGCGGUUUUUCAGGUUGAUGACCAAUCUCAUCGUCAGUGCGUCUCGAUGAAGUAGUGAUUGGUGAUCCCUUUUGGUUUGCACUUGCGUAUUUCAUUGCGUCCCCGACAAUGGAACGGUUGUCAUCAUAAAUUUCCAGAAUUUUUAAUUGACUUUGAACGUUUACUGAUAGUCACUACUUUUAGUAUUUAGAAUUACUAAUUCGGUUGCUAAUCGCUCUUACCGCUCGCUGUGCGACAAUGGAAUCAAAUAACGGCAGCGCAUUGGUGUUUUUCCAUGAGGCUGAAGUGCAGCCAGCGAAGUUGUUUUCGUUCGUGGCGGCGGUUCCUCUGCAGAACCUGAAGUCGCUCCACGGUGGCUUGAUCUCGGAGAAGACCGUCUGUCUGGGAAAACAUCGGAACGUGGAAAGCCGAUGCAUCGUAUUGCACAUAACCAAAGGUAAAACUGUGGAGGAGCUGCGCGUCGCGGAGCUCUCAGCCGAGCGGGAGGAGAUGUAUGAAGAUAAGGGACGACGUUGGGCCGAUGAACUAAAGCAGCAGGUGGCUCACACGGCACCGAAACCAAGAACAGAAACACAAAAGAAAGCAGAACAGAGGAAAGUUACCCGGUCAAGUUUUCUGGCGCCGGCGUCGUCUCCCCGUCGCGGCAUCCACAGUCCGUAUCCCACGCGUUAUCGUGACCGACUGACGGCGCCGAUGGAUGAAGAUGCGGAGGAAUGUUUUUCCGGAGGAAGUUCGCCGAUGCCUCAUCCGUAUGAGCAGAGCAGCGCCUCACUGCCGAACUACACACUGAUGCCCCUGAAGAGUUCCGUGGAGGAAAGAUCUCCUCCUCUGCGGUCUGCUUUACGACAGCGGGGACGCUCUGUGGCUUCGAUGGGACCGGCUCAUGGCUCCCGUGCUGAGCGUCUUUCUAUUGUACGGGGAUCGCAGCGUCGUCGGGCUGAAUCGGAGACGGAUGUGAGCCGGUUGGUGAAAAAACGCGCAAGCCACCAGUUCCCGAAAUUCUGCGGUAACUUGUUCAAACCAGAAUCGCCGGCCCCGAAAAUCGAUGCGCUGAAAUCUGUGAUGGGGGUACCGGUUGGCGCACUGCAGGUGGCUAUUGGAAACCAACCUAACGUAUCUGCAGCUUUCACAUUGGCGUUGCAUACACUUUUUUCGAAAGAGGAAUUAGCUAACUCAUCUGCAACUCCGGGUGGCGCGAGAAGCACGCAUCGUCCAUUGAUAGAUCAGGAGCGAUUGGCGGUAGCUGUCGGCCUUGUCCGCGAUUAUUGUGCUAACAGGCGUUGCCCGGUACCGAAUGAUAAGUCUCUCUCCCGAGUCUUUGGCAACGCGAAGAAAGUGUCUUACCAGCCGUUUGUUCCAUCGGCGGGAUCGAUCGCAGACGUUGACGAAGAAGAACGCCUUACUGAUGAGGAGAGCGAUGUGGAGUGAUACCUACUCGUAGAUUACGCAUCCGACGAGUUGUAGGUUGAGAGAUGCGGUUUUUGCUGUUUUAUACUUUGACCUGUACAGAAAUAGUGAGUUACAGUUUAUGUUAUGAUUUUAAUUUUCGGAUUUCUUAUCUUCGCAAGCAACGGCUUGAACUAUUAGUUAGCUCUUCAGGCAGUAUGAGUAUGAGUAUACCAGAAAUAUUGAUUUCGUUUUAUGGCAAAUGUAGAAAUUUUGCUGUUUUAGGAUCUUGUUAACAGGCGACGCUUAUAUAGAUUUUGUUUGAAAUAAUAAAUAAUGAGAUUAUGAGAA